Messenger RNA from Mangifera indica (mango), 1720 nucleotides. Its product is annotated as diacylglycerol O-acyltransferase 2D-like. Gene Ontology annotation, cellular component: endoplasmic reticulum membrane. Gene Ontology annotation, molecular function: diacylglycerol O-acyltransferase activity. Lineage: Eukaryota; Viridiplantae; Streptophyta; Magnoliopsida; Sapindales; Anacardiaceae. The coding region runs from base 532 to 1479 and encodes 315 amino acids. The transcript is spliced from 9 exons. The record is from RefSeq and is a predicted model, not a curated record. Gene Ontology annotation, biological process: triglyceride biosynthetic process.
CAUAAAAAAUCAAAACUUGUUAUCAGGAAAAAAAGAACGAUAGAAAUUGAUGGUGACAACAAUGGAAGUUCCAAGUUAGCAGAAGAAUCAAAAGAUCCAGUCAACACAAACCAAUAAUACCUAAACAACUUCUACUGGGAUUGUGGGCACAUGGGUUCAUUGAAUAACAAUCACAUGGUGUGAAAUCAAAUCUCAUCAAUCAGUAAGUCGAAUGAAGAGUGAUAAAUCUUACUCGUACAAAAGGGGUUAGAUGGUGAUGAGGUGAACGUGGAGGGUGGAGGAAGACGUAAGAGGAAACGAUAUGGUGGUCUGGCGUGUCGGUGAUGAAGUUCACGUCUAUUACUACUACCAUUAUUAUAAAUUAAAAACUGGGACCGGAAACCUCAAGAAAUGGGCGAUGACGAUGAGGAUUAUAAAGGCGUGAAGGAAAAGGGAAAGUGGGUUGGGACUUUCUGAAGAAGAGUAAUGAGUUAUCAAGAAUGUUAGUUGCUGUUGUGAAGUGGGUUUGAGUUUCAGUCCGACAUUCAGGUGAUGGCGCAGCAGCAAGAGCAACAAUAUCGGGAAGACCGAGGAGACGAAAUAUUUCAAUCCAAUAUAAUUCAUUCCACUUUAGCUUUGGCUUUAUGGCUGGGAGCUAUCCAUUUCAAUGUCUUUCUGGUGGUUGUCUCCUUCCUUUUCUUCCCUCUCUCUAUAUCACUUAUCGUGUUUGGAUUGCUAUUGGUCUUUAUGUUUGUGCCCAUUGAUCAGCAUAGCAAAUUUGGCAAACGCUUGUCCAAGUACAUCUGUAAGCAUCCAUGCAGUUAUUUUCCAGUCAUUCUUCAUGUUGAGGAUUUCAAUUACGUUUUUGGUUAUGAGCCUUGUUCAGUUUGGCCAACAGGGGUCGUUUCACUUGCUGACCAUACAGGGUUCAUGCCUUUCCCAAAAAUAAAGGUCGUUGCUAGUAGCGCUGUAUUUUACACACCAUUUCUGAGGCAUACACGGACAUGGUUGGGCCUCACACCAGCAACAAAGAAAAAUUUCACUUCUCUGUUGGCUGCCGGUUAUAGUUGCAUCAUAGUGCCUGGUGGAGUACAAGAGGCAUUUCACAUGGAGCGUGAUUCAGAGAUUGCCUUUCUUAAGACAAGAAGAUGGUUUGUUUGCAUAGCCAUGGAGACGGGCCAAACCCUAGUUCCAGUUUUUUGUUUUGGUCAGUCAUAUGUCUAUAAGUGGUGGAAGCCAGGUGGGAAGUUGUUCCUCCAGUUUGCUAGACCCAUCAAGUUUACCCCGAUUUACUUCUGGGGACUUUUCGGAUCUCCUAUACCCUAUCAACAUCCAAUGCAUGUAGUAGUGGGCAAGCCAAUAGAACUGAAGAAAAAUCCACAACCUACCAUGGAAGAGGUGAAUGAAGUACACAAACAAUUUGUUGAAGCACUUCAAGAUCUAUUUGAAAGGCACAAAGCAGGGGUUGGCUAUCCUGAUCUUAACUUAAAAGUUCUUUGAUCAGAUUGUAGUUUAUUGUAUUCAAUGAGCCAAGGAAGAAAGUAGAAGUUAAACUGUCCUAAAAAGUAGUUGAUUUGAUAUAUCAAAUGAUGGUGUGUGCCUUCACUGAUGCUUUGGAACGAGGUUAGAGUGCACACAUAACUUUUCCAUAGUUGAUCUGAUAAGAUUGUAAAUACUUAGUGUGGAUAGUCAUCUUUGUCUACCACGUUAUAACUAAAGCAGUGAACUUGAAUUCCAGAAA